AUGAUGCACUAUUCAAACUGGCUUAUUGGGGUAAAAAACAGAGCCUGCAUGCGAAAUGCACAUAAAACGCCGGACAUCGAGUGGAAAAGAGGAGGACACUCCAUAGAGAUGCAGAGCAACAAUUCACAACCCCAUCGGAAAACAUCCGAGCUCUCGCUCAGCACCCAUCUUUGGAAAAAAGGCUACAAGAUAAUCAAGAAGAUCGGCGAGGGCACCUUUUCAGAGGUGGUGAAGACCCAGAGCCUCAAAGACGGGAAGUUCUACGCGUGUAAAACGAUGCGGCAGACAAUAAAUAGUCUGGAACAGGCCAACAACUUACGUGAAGUUCAGGCCAUGAAGAGACUGAGCCCACAUGCAAAUAUUAUUCAACUUCAUGAACUGAUAUUUGACAGAGCAACAGGAACCCUGUCCUUGAUUUGUGAACUGAUGGAGAUGAACAUUUAUGAGUUCAUACAAAGGAGACAAAGCCCACUUCCUGAGAAUACAGUCAAACACUACAUGUACCAGCUUUGUAAGUCACUUGAACAUAUGCACAGCUGUGGGAUCUUCCACAGAGAUGUGAAGCCAGAAAACAUUCUAAUCAAACAAGACAUCCUGAAACUUGGAGACUUUGGCUCAUGUAGGAGUGUGUACUCAAAGCCCCCUCACACAGAGUACAUCUCCACACGCUGGUACAGGGCCCCCGAGUGUCUCCUCACUGACGGAUACUACAGCUUAACAAUGGACAUCUGGAGUGCUGGUUGUGUCUUCUUUGAGAUAAUCAGUCUUAAACCCUCUGUUCCUGGAACCAAUGAAUUGGACCAGGUUGCCAAGAUUCAUGAUGUGUUGGGAACACCAGACUGUAGUCUCCUUCAGAAAUUCAAACAGUCUAGGGUGGUGCGUUUUGACUUCCCCCCGAGAAAAGGGAGUGGUCUCUCCCGGCUGAUCCCUGACUGCCCAGCACCAGCUCUGUCACUGCUCUACCAGAUGCUUGCCUACGAUUCUGAUGAGCGCAUCUCUGCAGAGACAGCCCUCAACCACGCAUAUUUCAGAGACAUCAGGAUGACAGAAAAGAGAGCGGAGACCCUUCUCAGAACAAUUGGGAGAGCGGAUGGAGGACAAAGCAAAGGGACACCCAAUUUCGUUGACCACAUCUGGCGGGCAGCUAGACAUGGCAGACAAGCAAGGGGAAGAAAUGCAAGACAAACGCCUUUAUUGAGCCACACCAUAAAACAUAUAGCAGAGCCCCUCAUCAGACGGAACAACCCUCAUUACAAAACUGAAUUACCCAAGCUUAACAUGGUGAUACCAGGACCACAGAUCUCCUACCCAGUUUCCACUUUGCCUCCACUGACCAUCACUCACAGGGGCUCGCUGCCAGCCAUCACAUCCAAAAAGUGCCAGUCACGGUUGGCCAAGCCCAGGGAUGAGCCACACCAUACAGCCUUUAAGACCUACUACAUGCCACCUUUGGGCAGGAAACAUGGAGGCUACUGACUGAGGGCCAAAAUAUAAGUAAACACCUUCCACGAACUGUGUACGGUAGAUGGGAGAUCUGCUGCACUGGUGUAAAUACUCCACUUUCAUCUGCUUUCACCAGAAUAUAUCAAAUAUAUACUGCAGCCGAAACAUAAAUUACACUGUUUUUAUGUGGUUUAUUUGAAGAAAGCAUACAAAUGUUGAUUUAUUUAGGAUA
Lampris incognitus (smalleye Pacific opah) is the source of this 1675-nucleotide messenger RNA. Its product is annotated as MAPK/MAK/MRK overlapping kinase-like. NCBI's taxonomy places the organism in Eukaryota, Metazoa, Chordata, Actinopteri, Lampriformes, Lampridae. Gene Ontology annotation, biological process: intracellular signal transduction; protein phosphorylation. Gene Ontology annotation, cellular component: cytoplasm; nucleus. Gene Ontology annotation, molecular function: ATP binding; protein serine/threonine kinase activity. The transcript has 13 exons. Bases 1 to 1476 code for a protein of 491 amino acids. The record is from RefSeq and is a predicted model, not a curated record.